CUGUGGUUUUCUCUUGUGCAGUUCUCGGUCGACAUGGUUGACGAGCAGAGGUUCAAGCUGAAAAGCUCGGACACAUCCUGUUUUAAUCCCGGUAAGAGUGAUUUGGCAAUUAAAACUAAUCAGUUCCAGGUUGGAACAGUAGUUUUGUAUGGAGUACCAAUAGUAUCGUUAGUCAUUGAAAACCAAGAAAGAUUAUGUUUAGCCCAAAUUUCAAACACCCUCCUCAAGCAAUUCAGUUAUAACGAAAUUCAUAACAGAAGGGUUGCCUUAGGAAUAACAUGUGUGCAAUGUACUCCAGUUCAGUUGGAGAUUUUACGAAGGGCCGGUGCAAUGCCAGUUUCUUCGCGUAGAUGUGGUAUGAUUACCAGAAGAGAGGCAGAACGUCUUUGUAAAAGCUUCCUCGGGGAUAAUUCGCCGCCGAGACUCCCAGACGAUUUCGCUUUUGCGGUUCACCACGAGUGCGCUUGGGGAUGUCGAGGUUCUUUCUUGCCGUCGAGAUACAAUUCAUCCAGAGCAAAAUGCAUCAAAUGCACCAUAUGUGGGUUGUUUUUCUCUCCAAACAAAUUCAUCUUCCAUUCUCAUCGAUUGGGACCCAACGAUAAAUAUGUCCAACCGGAUGCGGCAAAUUUUAAUUCAUGGAGACGUCAUAUGAAGUUAUCGGGGGAUUCCCCCGAAGAAAUUGUUCACGCUUGGGAAGACGUGAAAGCUAUGUUUAAUGGUGGCACGCGAAAAAGAUUGUUGAGCGGCUCAGUUUCACCAAGAACCUCCAAACAUCAUUGCAAACCAACUCCAGAAACGCAACCAACUCCCGUUAUUCCAUCUCCUAGAAUACCAAGUUGCCAAGAUGUCUCGUUGCCUAUUUCAAGGGUGGCGAUGGAUUUUAUCUACCACAAACCAUUCGCCUUUGCCUCAUACUCAACUUUUCCCUGGCUAAAACGGAACUCAAUCGUGUUCCCCAGCGAAAAUCCGUUCUUUUCCGUCGACAGAUCAUAUCAGUCCGCUUUCAAGCCGGUUCAGCAACAACCUUGCGGCAGCUUUACACCCCAAAAGGAGGAACAGAGCGAUGACGAGGUGGACAUCGAAACGACGGAUGAAAUCGAGGACAAGAAUCAAGCAAAAUGCUUCCAAUAAUCUGCUCAACACCGUAGGAUAGUUCGUUACAAAAAAAUCAAGUGGAUAUAGCAUCUAGUCGUGUUACGGAAAGUGAUUUAGACGUAUAAAAAAAGUUUCACCUUCAGAGCGAGCAUAUGCAUAAGCGAUGUAUAAACCAUGUAUUUCUAUUAUAAUUGAAUGUAC
Messenger RNA from Onthophagus taurus, 1296 nucleotides. It is a transcript of the gene fuss, whose product is annotated as SKI family transcriptional corepressor fussel. Lineage: Eukaryota; Metazoa; Arthropoda; Insecta; Coleoptera; Scarabaeidae. Gene Ontology annotation, cellular component: nucleus; cytoplasm; transcription regulator complex. Gene Ontology annotation, molecular function: SMAD binding; RNA polymerase II cis-regulatory region sequence-specific DNA binding; DNA-binding transcription factor activity, RNA polymerase II-specific. The record is from RefSeq and is a predicted model, not a curated record. Gene Ontology annotation, biological process: negative regulation of transcription by RNA polymerase II; negative regulation of BMP signaling pathway.